AUGGACUCUUGGGAUAGAUUCAAUGAGCGCGCGCUACCACCAAUCGAAUGUUUCUACUCUCAUCUCACGAAAAAAUCAAUCGAUCAACAAUCUUAUGAUCGAUUGAUUGAUAUGUGGAAUCAUUUUGGUUGUGAAACACUGGGUGAAUUUCAUGAUAUUUAUUUGAAAAUUGAUGUGCUACUUUUGACUUGUAUCUUUCAAAAUUUCAGAGCUACAAGUAUUAAUCAGUUUGGCUUGGACCCAUGUCAUUACUUUUCAACACCAGGUUUAACAUGGGACGCCGCUCUCAAGUCAACGAAAAAUAAGUUGGAUCUUCUCACUGAUAUUGAUAUGAUUUUAAUGAUUGAAAAAGGUAUCAGGGGUGGUAUCUCUUGUGCAAUGAAGAGACACGUCAUUGCUAAUAACCGAAACUCUGAGAAUUAUGAUGAAACAAAACCCUCAUCAUACAUCACAUAUUUGGAUGUUAACAACUUGUAUGGAUUUGCACUGAACGAUGUCCUUCCCAUGAAGAACUUUUCUUGGGUGUCACCAGAUUUGUUUGAUUCUACAAUUGAGACGAUAAGAAAUGGUAAUUUGGAUGGUGAUACUGGUUAUAUUUUAGAAGUAGACUUGUUAUAUCCAAGUGAAUUACAUGACUAUCAUAAUGACUAUCCUUUAGCGCCUGAAAGAUUAUCAGUUAAAAUUGAAUGGAUGAGUAAGUAUCAAAAGGAUUUGGUUGCUAAAAUAGAAAGUCAAGGAUUAAAACGUACUGAAACUGAAAAGCUCAUCCCAAAUUUGUUUGAUAAACAUCAUUACGUCGUUCACGGUCGAAAUUUACGUUUCUAUCUUGACAAAGGAUUAAAAUUGAAUAAAAUCCAUAGAAUAAUUAGUUUUCAUCAAUCAGCUUGGUUAUCACCUUAUAUUCAAAUGUGUACAAGUAACAGACAAAAAGCGGCAACUACCUUUGAAAAAGACUUUUGGAAACUCAUGGUCAACUCAUUGUAUGGAAAAAGUAUAGAAGAUAAGAGGAAACAUACUAAAGUCAAGGUGAUACAGAAUGGUAAACAAGCUCUUCAACAAAUUCGUAAGCCAAUGUUUGAACAGUUUUUCAUCUUGGAAAAUGAUUUAGCCAUUGUUAAAUUACGAAAGUUUGAAGUCAAGCUCGAUAAACCGAUUUACUUGGGGUUCACUGUGUUGGAACUAUCUAAGUUACACAUGUAUAAACUUCAUUAUGAUUGUUUCCGGCCCAAAUAUGGUGAAAACUUAUCACUUGUAUAUACCGACACUGACAGUUUCAUAUAUCAUAUACAAACUCAAGACAUUGUAGCUGAUUUAAAAGAACUAGAUUAUAUCAUGGACUUUUCUGAUUAUCCAACAUCACAUAUUCUCCAUGAUAAUUCGAAUAAGAAAAAACUCGGGUACCUUAAAGAUGAGAUGAAUGGAGAAACCAUUGAUGAAGUUAUUGCCCUGAAAUCAAAACUUUAUGCUAUCAAAUAUGGAACUAGAAAAAAACUUACCGCCAAGGGAGUACAAAAGGCUGAAGUGAUUAAAUCCAAUGGUCUAUUACCAAAUGAAUCAAAAUAUAAACCUGGUCCAUACUCUGGAAUAUAG
Messenger RNA from Panonychus citri (citrus red mite), 1590 nucleotides. RefSeq lists its product as uncharacterized. Bases 1 to 1590 code for a protein of 529 amino acids. The record is from RefSeq and is a predicted model, not a curated record. The transcript is spliced from 2 exons. NCBI's taxonomy places the organism in Eukaryota, Metazoa, Arthropoda, Arachnida, Trombidiformes, Tetranychidae.